Molecule: messenger RNA, 5841 nt
Organism: Gasterosteus aculeatus aculeatus (three-spined stickleback)
Lineage: Eukaryota; Metazoa; Chordata; Actinopteri; Perciformes; Gasterosteidae
Gene: adgb
Product: androglobin
Biological process (GO): proteolysis
Molecular function (GO): protein binding; calcium-dependent cysteine-type endopeptidase activity
Source: RefSeq, a predicted model, not a curated record
CAACGCGUCAACCGUUUGCGAGCAGAGGCGCAACCAAACAAACGCACCUCGGACAGGCUUCCCCCCGACUUAGUGAAAUGUCCAAGGCACAACUCAAGAAAAAGGAGGCCUCCUCAAGUAAAGCGGCUCUAUCCGAGCGGCAGGCUGAAGCAUCGUCCAUAGCCGCCUCUUCCUCUGAGAGCCUAGGAGGUGCAUGGAGAUUCCCCGUUUGGCCUGAGUGGAACGAUGCAGAAGUGGAAAAGGAGAAAUGGGACUCGAGUAAAGGAGCCGAGGAUGGAAAGACAAGCAAGAGUCAAAUCUGGAGUUCAUUUUUUGAAAAUCCUGAGGGAAGAAUAUUACUGCCCCAGUUUCUGAAAGUGCACUACUGGAAGCGUCCUAAAGAGUUUAUUGUCAACAAGGCUCUCACCGUUGUUGAAAAUCAAAUUUCCUUUGACCUGCUCUCCCCCAAUGAUCAUCUUAUUUGCAAUGAGCUGAUGAGGCGGCUCAUCAGUGAGAUCUGCAUUGUUUGGACGCUGCACGAAGGCACAGAAAAGGAUCGUUGGAGACCUUGGGAGCACAUCUACUCGCUGUGUAAGGUGGAAAAAGGCCACGUGCCUCUCUACAACGACUAUGGCAAAUACGUGGUCAGACUCUAUUGGAUGGGUUGUUGGAGGAAGAUAAUGGUAGAUGACUCCAUGCCGUUUGACGAAGAAAACAACCUUCUCCUUCCCGCCUCCGCCUGUCAGUCGGAGCUGUGGCCAAUGUUGUUGGCCAAGGCUCUUAUUAAAGUGGCCAACACAAAUGUAGUGUCUGAGGUCUACGGAGAGAUGGGAGAGUUCACUUUUAUCCACACCCUCACUGGCUGGAUCCCCGAAAUCUCUCCAAUAAAGUCUCUAUACUUGGAGAAAACAUGGGAUUUCUUAAAAGGCACCAUUCCCAUAUUUACACACCCAGAUGACAGUUUGCCGGAGACGAAGCCUCUGACUGUAGAUCCAGCUGCAGUUAGACGUUCCAGCUGUGAUGACGCCAAUAGUCUGCUGCCAGAGCCGGAGAAAAGGAAAGGUACCCCUGGAGUAGUGGUGUGUGCCAGCGACUACCAACUACAGCCACAGAACAAUCCCCUCCUGUUUGGACAAAUGGCUACCUCCUCCGAGUGUCUUCGGCAGUACGGCCUCUCCUUAAUGCGCAGCCACAUUGUCCUUCUGACAAGAACCAGGGGAUGCCAGCUAGAAGCCCCACCCAAACCUCCACCUGUACCCCAAUGGAAACUCACCCGCCAGCGGAAGGAGAUCACAGUCACCGCUGAACCACAAAAGCCUCCUUUGUCAAAACCAGAGAAGUUCAUUGAGAUCGCCAGCCCUUUUCUCCAGUUUCCUGUCAAGAGCAGCGGUGGUCUGAUACCUGAGCGAAAGGCCCAGCGGAGCAUUCAGACGAUAUGUCCCCACGGGUCCCCUAACAGAAAGGCCCAGCGGAGCAUUCAGAGGACAUGUCCCCACGGGUCCCCUCUGGUGUCCAUUGCUGAGAGAGUGGAUGCCGAAGACGGCCUUGAGCCAGAUGCAGCUGAAUGCGCCGCCAGCUCAACAAACAUCAAGAAAGACAAAAUGGAGGUUACUGCAAAGGACGUGAAGAAGGACAACGAUCACAUCUCCAAUGAUAGACCCAAAUCUGCAUUGAAGGAGGCGGUAGCCGUGGAGCCCUCGCCUCCCGUCAAACCCGUCCUGCAGCAGACCUGGAUGGACCUAGAUGACUUUGCUAAAUGCUUUCAGUCACUCUUGGUUUUUCAUAAACCGCAAAUCUACCCACAUCAUUUCCACAAAUCCCAUUUUAAGCUGCCCCCCCCUCACCCCCCCUACCAGUGUCCAGAGGUGAGAGGCACUCACUACCUGUGUGUGGACAGCCUGCAACCCGCCCAGAUACUCAUCAGUUUCUCCGUUCUGCUUCUCUGGGGAAAUGUGGCUCAGGAGAAGAAGGAAAGGUAUGCAGCGUGUAUGUCUUCAGUCCUCAUCGUCCAACCCUACUCCUGGAAAAGUCUGCAUUCCCAGCCGCCAGUGCUCACCAUCCAGACUACCUGCUCAGGGGCCACCACGUUGAAGUUAUCCCCCGGGCGCCACGUCUUUUCCAUCCACACAAAGGCAGCACUGGGCUACCACGUUCGCCUUUGCAGCGAGACGCCUUUCACGUUCGGGGACGAAGAAGCCGUCAUGUCACAACUUACCAAGGAAAGUGCUCGUUUCACUGACCAGGCCUCGUCCAUAUGGAGAGGACUGUCCAGACUGGUGUCUUCCUUCAGCGACGAGCAGGACCAGCCAGCAGCCAGAGGGACUCUGGAAGAGGCUCACUGCCCCCAAAACAUCAACACCCCCCAGGAAAAAAGGAAACACCGCAAGGUUUUUAACUCUGCGGUUUACAAAAUGCUGUUGGAGGCUCUGGGCAGGAAGCUGACAUCAGAGGAGCGGUUUGCCGUAGUCGCCCUCACAAUUGACCCCUCACUCUUGGCCAACGACCCCAAAAUACACUCCCCUACAUUGGAUGGAGCAUCAAAGCCUCCAGAAAGCUGGAGCGACAGGGAGCCGACAGACGGGGAGGUCAAGGCAGCCGUCGUUCUGCAGGCUGCAUUCAGAGGACACUCGGCGAGAAAAAUUUUGAAUGCCUCGAAAUCAGGCACAAAGGAGAAACUCACUGCGUCUAAGAUAUUUUUAGACAUGUGGCCAAAGGUGGAAUCGGAUGCAGCAAAACAUGCCGCCCUCUUGCUCCGCUACAUCAUUGACCACUCGGAGGGGGCAGAGCUCUACCCCUGUCAGCGGGAUGAAUGGACCAGGGUCACCUUCGCCGAUUACUCCGUCUCUCUUCCCGACGCAGCCGACUCCUGGGUCUUGGUCUUUAGAGAGGUGUUCCAGGUUCAUAAGGAGAUGCAGCUGGUUCCAAAGGUCUACUCCCCAGUCCCCAAUUGUCUGCUACACGUCAUAAACAACGACACGGGAGAGGAGCUGGACAUGUUGUUCAACAAAGUGGCCCCCCAUGUCUAUCGACCCAACAAGCUUGGAUAUUCCUUUGUAGCAGAGGCCCUCACACCCGAGUCGCUCCCUUCUGGUGCCAAGUGGAGGAUGCGCUUGAUCGGCACAAGGGAACACCUUCCAAAACUUUCCCGCAAGACUCCACUCAACGUGUUCUCAGUGAAGGAAUUGCGGGAUUAUUACGUUCCCAAUGACAAAAACUUGACUGCUACCGUAUGUCGUUUCCUUGUGCGUGUGACUGCAGACGUCCUGGGAACAAUUCAGUUUCAGACUUCCAAGGCAGACGUAUUGAUCCGUCUGUCCGUUCUGGACCAGGAGAAGCUGGUCGCCGGCAAUACAGGGAAGGGUCACGUGGUAAUUCCUGCCUUCUUCUUCCUGGCCAACAAAGCCCUUAAUUCCACAGAUGAGAAAAACCAGAACCAGAAGAGAUCCCCCACCUGGGACAAAGGACUCAAGGUGAUGGACGCCCCGCAGGACAGAGACAAGGACAGCGCGGCUGGGAAACAGGACUCAUCGUUUGACCAGUUCCAGCCUCCCACAGAGACGAUGGUAUCACUGACAACUGCCUGCGUGGUCCAUAAGUAUGUGGUGCAGACAGAGGUGCUUUAUAAGACCUGGGAUCUGGAUCAGUCUCAGCUGGCUUUCGUCCGCACGCUCAGAGACUUGGAGGCGAACGAAAUGAGAGUACACAAGCCUCAGGAGUUAAACCGAGCAUCGACCGCUGACUUGACAAGGCAAAAAUCCGGCACACCCAAAGCCAACCGCAAAGGGGAAGGUAUCAGGGUGAAGGGGAGGCCAUCUUCCAACUUGAAAUCUGGCUCCAAGCUGGAAAUGAGCCUUGACCUGACUAAGGCAAACUGGACUCUGCGUGUGGUCACUGACAAGAGCGAAGCGGAGAGCAUCAGUAUGACGAAGGACACGGAGCGGAUGGACCAGAUAAAAGCCAUCAAAGAAGCCUGGGAAGCGGCUGAACCAGGACGCAGUGCUAAGGCUUUACAGUCUCGUCUCAAGUAUCUCCGCAAGUUCCAACUUCCCGAGGGCGGCGCAGAAAGCACAGAGCCAGCUGAUCCCAGAUCUGAUCCUGGCACGGCUCUCAGUCCAUCCAACAACACAGUGACCAUGGACUACAGUCCCUUCAUCAGGAGCCAAAAGGAUCAUCCGGUGCUGAUGGACUCGCAGAUGGAGGCCACCCGGCAGAGGCAGCGCAUAGAGAAGAUCCAGACUUACCGGUUGAUCAGAGACAACGUGCUGGAGCAUCGGAAACAGGGGGAGCUCCACAGGAAGGCGCUUAUAAGACAACAGCUGGAGAUGUACGAGCACAUGCAGGCCGCCUCGCGGCAGCGCAGUGGCACGUUCCAGGAUGCUUGCGGGUCUCUCAGGAGCCGUCAGAUGGCGGCCAUGGAAAGGAAACAGGAGGAGAAACAGGCUCUGGAGGACGCUCAGCAGGCACUCUUAGAAAAAACACGGCCCACCUCGUCCGCCAACCAGCGGCGAAAGAAAUCUGCAAACGUCGCUGGCAAGAAGAAAUGAUUCGGUGGUGAUUGGCAAAAGGUUUCAGUCUCAAAUCUCCUCAGCUUUGUCUGUUCAUUUCACGUAGUAGGCUGAACUUGAUUUAGAGCUAAGAAUGUGGUUGCAUUUGUCUUUAGAUUUGAUUGGAAUAUGACUUUUUUAAUCUCUGCAAUGUUUUUUUCUCCAAAUGCAUUCAUACUUCACAAUCAUCACAAUGUUCAUACUGUAUUCAUUAUCAUAAUAAAAAAAUUUAUAUAUAUACUUUUACCGCCCUUCAUCAUUCAUUUUAUUCAUAACCUUCAUUCCAAAGCCGGUGGUCACCUACAAAAGCAAUCAAGUACUCUUGUCCUUUAGCAUUCGUAUAUUACAUUUUGUGCGUCUUUGUGUGCAUCUUUCAUUGCACUAAGAAGGUCGCCAGCAAUGUAUGGAUUUGAGCUUUGCACUGGGAUGCCUGGUUGUAUUCCGGAGAUCUGAAAAAGGUCACCGUAUUGAUUGUAUGACUGGAUACAGCCAACCUCCCACAAACUGAGUGGUACGGAUUGAUUGGUUAGUUGGUAUUUCCUUCCUUAUAUAAUCUCACAAGUCCAUUCCUACACGACCAAGAGGACGUGUUGUAUUCAAAAACUGCUACGUGAAUAAAUGUUGGCAGAUAUUUUCAGCAACAUGACAAACACCACAAUCCCUGUGGUUGAAGUGAGCAUUUGAGGCGGUGAGAGUCUGAUUCGUCCGUCAGUCCGGUUAUUAUUUGCCAAACAAUUAUCAUCUAGUAACACUUUCUGUGUUUUACUACUGUUUGAGUCCCAAAGAGAAGCUGACCAGCUGAGGAAUGGGAAGUUAAAUCAGCAACGAAAGGGGCGAUAGUGCCAUCUAGUGGCUGUGGACCUAAAAUCAAUUUCAUUACACGGCACAAAACUGCCGUUUUCAUGGCUGACAAUAAUGAAUAGUUCAAUUAUGUGCUGCUGCAUGAAGGAAAUAGUUUUUAUGCUGUGUGUGCGUGAGUUAGUGUGUGGAUGUACUUGUAUGUAGAAAAAAGCGGUGUGGGAGGAAUUUUUGGUUCUUGCUUGCGCGUGUGCACGUGCAAAGUCAUCCUGCAGUAAUCCGCUCCUGCUUUAGAGCUUUUGUACCCUGCUGCUGACAAUUUGUUUGUGAAAACUCAUCUUUGUAGGAGAUCAUUCCCUUUCAUUGUGAUAUUGGACUUCAAAGAGGAUAAUUUGCAAACUAUGAAUCCAAUAUCCGGCUUAUGCGAUGAUGCUGUAGACACAUGCAAACCUUAAAUGCCAUUUAUUCAUGUAUAAAUACUUGCACACAAUGAUUGAUAUAAAUGCCCUGUGCCACUCCG